Messenger RNA from Beta vulgaris subsp. vulgaris (sugar beet), 998 nucleotides. Its product is annotated as vegetative cell wall protein gp1. The record is from RefSeq and is a predicted model, not a curated record. The transcript has a single exon. Lineage: Eukaryota; Viridiplantae; Streptophyta; Magnoliopsida; Caryophyllales; Amaranthaceae. The coding region runs from base 269 to 949 and encodes 226 amino acids.
UAUUCCUUAAUUCAGGGUCUCAUACACUUGAAAAGCUAAAAGUUGAGACAAAUAUACCUUACCUUUCUUCCAAGAAGCAUCUAAAAACACAAGCUUUAUCAAGCACCACUCACACGCUUGUAUCACACCAAAAUCAUUUAUUUCACUCCUCUUAAACUCUCUUCCUCUUUCACAACAUCAUUGUAACACUUGCAGAAUCCUCUUUCCUAAUUAACAUCACUCCUCUUUCCUACAAUUUACUGUCAUAGAAACAUAUGCAGCACCAAACAUGAAGCUCAUAAAAUGUCUACAUCAUCACCAUUUUAUGCAAAUAAAAACAUUAGCCAUACUAUUGGCAAUAACAUUUGUUACAAAAGUCUCAUGUCAGGAUCAAAAUACACUACAACUGCCAGUGCCAUCACCUGCUGAUGCUGUGGCAGGGCAACUCUGCAUAAGUGAGUGUGGCACUUGCCCUGUCAUUUGCUCAUCAUCACCACCACCAUCACCCUCAACUGACCUCACACCAUUACCUCCACCGUCAUCGAAGUCACCACCACAGGCACCACCGUCUCUGCCACCGGAAACCAUCCAACCGCUACAACCGCCACCAACAAAACUUCCACCACUGCUGCCAAUACCACCACCACCUGGAGGCAACAUGCCGCCACCGUCUCCCAAGGUGUCGCACCCACCACCACCACCACCAUCACCACCGUCCUCGUCCUCUGGUGGAUCACCAAAGAGCAGUAGUGGGGGUAGUUCUAGUCAUUCUCCUCCUAGUACUAGUAGUCCACCAGUUUCAUUUCCUUUGGUGAUAAAUCCAGCUGGUCCUUCCCCUCCUUAUCCAUACUACUACUUCUAUGAGUCCAGUGCUGCAUUUUCAUCACUUUCUUUGACAGUUUACUUUUCUAUUAUUGUAAUCUUUGCCUUUAAUGUGCAUGUCUUUACUUUCUAUGAUGACUUCAUAUGAUUGGGAAAGUUGAUCAUCAAGAGAAUAUAGUUUUGCAUUAUAUUUUUCA